AUGAAAUUAGUUUUGCCAGCUAUCAUCUCUCCUUCCCAACAUGCCUUCAUCUCUGGAAGGUUUAUGUCAGACAAUAUUCUCCUCAGUCACGAGCUUCUCGAUAAGAUCAACAAUAAGAGGAAAGGAAGUGAAUAUUUGGCAGCCAUCAAAAUUGACAUGAGUAAAGCCUAUGAUCGGGUUCAUUGGGAUUUUCUUCUUUAUAUUCUCAGGGCUUAUGGGUUUCCAAAUCACUGGCUUCAGUUAAUACAUCAAUGUAUUUCUACGGUCUCUUACAAAGUUUUGCCAGAUCUUACAUCUUCUCAAGGAAUUAGACUCACAAGGGGUUGUCCGCAGAUUUCACAUCUUUUCUUCGCUGAUGAUGCUCUCCUGUUCUUCAAAGCAAAUAAGGAUAGUUGUGCUCAUGUCACUAAUAUUAUUAAUAAAUUUUGCAGCAUCUCAGGGAAACAACUGAACCUUCAGAAAUCUUAUUUCAAACUUAGUUCUAACACUCCAAUGCUGGAACAGAGUGCUUUUCGAGAUAUCUUGCCAAUGAAGAAGGUUUUAAACAUAGGUUCGCACUUAGGAGUUCCUAUUGACAUUAUGGGGAGAAAGAGCACACAUUUCCAAUUUAUUGUUGAUAAGGUAAUUAACAAGGUCACCUCUUGGAAUUCAGUUAACCUCUCUCAAACUCAAAAGCUUAUUCUCAUUAAUUCAGUACUCAUUGCAAUGGCUUCCCAUAUCCUCAACUGUAUGGAAAUUCCGCUUUCCAUUUCUUACAAGGUUGACUCUAUUUUGGGAAGAUUUUUUUGGGCUAAUAAAGAAAAUUCUGGGAUGCAUUGGGUGAGAAGAAAUAUUAUCCAACUUCCUAAAGGAUUAGGAGGUUUGGGAAUCCGGAGUAUGGUUACCCUUAAUAAGGCACUUUUAAUGAGACAAGCAUGGCGCAUUCAUAAAUCUCCUAAUUCUUUGCUCGCUAAAGUCUGUAGGGGGAGGUUUACUUCCCCUCUUGCAACUGGGAAUGUUAGUGCUCCCACAAAUCAAAGAUUGUCCUGGGGUAUGAGAGGAAUUUGGAAAGCCAGUAUUUUACUUCAUCGAGGUUGUCAAUGGAAAAUUGGGAAUGGGAUGUUUGUCCGGGCAGGGAAGGAUAAAUGGGUAAAUGGUAGAGUUCCAGAGUUCAAUUCAAAUGUUACCCUCCAUAACGCUAUGACUUGGAAAGUAAAUCAUUUCAUUCUUCCAACGGGUACUGGGUGGGACCUCCAAAAAGUCAACUCUUGUUUCGAGCAUGUUGAUGCUAGAGAAAUUGCUGCAAUGGAAUUACCGUCUACUACUGCAGAAGAUUUUCAAUAUUGGCGCUUCCAUAAGUCGGGUAGGUUCACUGUCAAAACGGAUUACGCCAUGCUAGCAAUCGAGGACAAUGGCUUAGCUACACCUCAUCAAGGUAUUGAUUCCUUUAAGAUUCUUUGGGCGCUCAAGAUCCUUCCAAAAUGGAAACUUUUCUUGUGGAAAGUGCUUCACAAAGGACUUGCUACAAAGCGAAACAAGUGUGGAGGUUUGGAUCUCUUGCGAUCCAUUCAGAAGUCUAUGAGGACCUUUCCUUUGUUGAAUGGGUUCUUUACUAUAUCCGACUUUUCCAAUGCCAGGAUGGCAAAGAUAGUCCGAGGACUAUUUACUUUAUUGCUUCUAUUUGGGUCGUUGCCUAACUUACGUUUUCUUCAUCCACCAGAGACUGACCCGAUUUAUCCUCCAGGGUUUUACAGAGCAAUACUUACUGGUGUAGAAAUGGAAGGAUCGGUAGAGGUUAUCCAGGUAGAUGGUUCAUGGAAAAGGUGA
Molecule: messenger RNA, 1806 nt
Organism: Spinacia oleracea (spinach)
Lineage: Eukaryota; Viridiplantae; Streptophyta; Magnoliopsida; Caryophyllales; Amaranthaceae
Exons: 4
Coding region: 1-1806 (601 amino acids)
Source: RefSeq, a predicted model, not a curated record